This is a messenger RNA of Helianthus annuus (common sunflower), 534 nucleotides long. RefSeq lists its product as uncharacterized. Lineage: Eukaryota; Viridiplantae; Streptophyta; Magnoliopsida; Asterales; Asteraceae. Gene Ontology annotation, molecular function: nucleic acid binding. The record is from RefSeq and is a predicted model, not a curated record. The transcript has 3 exons. Bases 1 to 534 code for a protein of 177 amino acids.
AUGAAGAUCGAGCACAACUUCGCUUCUGUGGCGCACCCACAAGCAAAUGGGCAGGUCGAAUGUAUAAAUAAACAAAUUGUUGAGGGCAUUAAGGCGAGAUUGGGGAUGGCGCGCAGAGGAUGGGUAGAUGAGCUCCCUAGCAUCUUGUGGGCUCAUCGCACCAUGCCAAAGACCAGUACGGGAGAGACCCCAUUUAUCCUGGUAUACGGAUCAGAGGCAGUAAUACCAGCAGAAAUAGGCCUCCCGUCGCCACACAUGAUUGCCACGGAGAAACAGAACAAUGAAAAAGAACGAAGGAUGGAUCUUGACCUCCUCGAGGAAAGGCAGGAGAAUGCGGCCAUCAUGGAGGCAAGGAUUUAUCCGAUCAUGGAGGAGUUGAAGACAUUUGAAGGAGUGAAGAUUUCGGAAGAAGAGAAAUCCGUGACAGAAGAUGGAGAUAAAGCGAUGAUUUCUGAGUCGUCUUACUUGUUUAUUGUCGGUUUUGCAGUGAAUGUCCCAUACUCGUUCUCAGGGACCACCGAAGCCGUCGAUUGA